AAAUUUUUAUCAAGGUUAGAGUUGCAUGUAGGUUAAAGAGUCAACUAGCUUCUACAAGAUUUAUGUAGAUAAACAGUAGUCUCAGGCCUCCCUCUGCUAUUUCCCUGUCAGGAGGCAGCCUUUUCCUGCAACGAGGUGACAACCUCCAAGCCACCAAACACGCUUGUGUUGCCACUUGUAACUUUUCUGGAUUAGGCACUAUCUUACUGAUCUCCCACUAUAGAAAAGGAAAAUAUGACUUCUCCUGUUGCAGAUUAGGAGGCUGAGUGAUUUGCCCAAGGCCAUACUGAAUCAGAUCACUGGGGGUGAAGCCAGAAACCUGCAUUUUUUAAAAGCUCCUUAAGUAUUUUCUCACAUUGAAGUUUGAGAGCCACUGCUAAGGCAGAGAGAGAAUGCUUUGGAAGCUAAACUUCAGCAUUGAAAUCUUGGCUCUGACGCUUUCUAUGUCAUCUUGAGCAAAACUUUUCUGAGCCUCCGUUUCUUCUUCUCUAAAGUGGGCACACUUUUAAGGAUUUAUAGGGAUAAAGUGGGAUGACAUGGUCAAACGCUGUACAAGGAUGAGUGAUGAUUGCGAGUUCCAGCUACAAAAGCUUGGGCACAUUCGUUCGCUUCUCAGAGCCUGUUUUACCUUGUUGGUACCAUUGAGUGGAUGAUAACGACCUCACAGUGUUAUCUGGAGGAUCAUAUGAGGUUCCCAACAGCAUUCGAAACAAACCUUUAUUCCACAAAUGGGUGAAAAAGACUUUGAAUAAAAUCCCAGGCAAUGUUUCACGGACUUCAGUUUUGUCCCAGCAAGCUGCUUGGAUGAGGUUCUACUGCAGCUUCUUCCCAAGGAGCCGUUUUUCCAAGACUAGACCUCAUCUCCCAUAAAGCAAGCAGGAGCCAAAAUCUCAGCCUUCGGAACUCUAAGAGCUACGAGGGGCUCUUCAAGGACCAUGUGAGGACCUUGAGUUUUAGGGGAACGCUUGCCUUCUACCUGCAAACAUCCUCCCUGCUCGCAGCAGAACCCUCCGUGCGUGUCCAGAACGGCUGCCUGGCAAAUCCGAGCCUCUGGAGUGGCCCUGCUCUCGGGCCCUUUGGUGUCUCAUCGAGGAGAGUUGACGUAUGAAAGAUGGAACAUGGAGACAAUAGUACCCACUUCAAGGUCACUUUGAGGAUUAAAUGAGUUAGUGCAGGAAUGCAAUCCCUGGUUCAGUUUUCACUGCCAGAUGGAACAGAGCAGGGUCACAUAUGGGAACAGUUGUCAGCAGCAUCACCCACAAAGAGAGGAUCCAAGAGAAAGGAAACAGAAACCUCUAGAAUGUAGAUCAAGGAAAUGAGUAGGGGCAAGGACUUCGGAGACUUUCCAGACUGCCUGGAUUUGAGUCCUGACUGCCCCUCUUACAAGCUGUGUGGCUUUGGACACACCCACGGCAGGGUUCAGCCCUCUGGACCAUGGCAUGAAGCUGACUGUGGCCACAAGCUGUACUCCGUGUACCUGGACGGGUUCCUUUUCUGCAAGGUGCGCUACAGCCAGCUACACGGUUGGAACGAACAGCUGAGACGGGUCUUUGGCAAUUGCCUGCCACCCUUUCCACCGAAGUACUAUCUGGCAAUGACCACAGCCAUGGCUGAUGAGAGGAGGAACCAGUUGGAACAAUAUUUGCAAAAUCUAACCUCGGACCCAAACGUGUUGGGAAGUGACGUCUUCGUUGAGUUUUUAAAAUUAGCACAGCUGAACACGUUUAAUGUCGCUACCAAGAAAGCGUCCCUGGAUGUAUUUCUGCCCAAUGGAAGGAGCACUGAAGUGGAAAUUCUAACAUCAGAUACUGCUGAAAGAGUCCUAGAGGUGGUGGCACACAAAAUUGGACUGUGUCGGGAGCUCUUGGGCUACUUCGGCCUCUUUCUCAUUCGGUUUUGCAAGGAGGGCAAGCUCUCUGUUGUGAAAAAACUGGCAGAUUUUGAACUCCCUUAUGUUAGUCUCCGAAGUUCUGAAGUGGAGAGCUGUAAAGUUGGACUCCGGAAGUGGUAUAUGGAUCCAUCCCUUGAUGCCAUGCUGAUGGACUGCAGAGUGGCCGUAGACUUGCUCUACAUGCAGGCAAUACAGGACAUUGAAAAAGGAUGGGCCAAACCCACACAGGUGCAGAGGCAGGAAUUAGAGGCUCUCCAGAAAGAAGACAAUCAAACAAAGUUUCUGGAGCUGUCCCGGGAGGUACGACACUAUGGCCACAUGCAGCUGGAUCCCUGCACCUGCGACUACCCGGAACCAGGCUGCGGGGCCGUCCUCUCCGUCGGCAACAACGAGAUCAGCUGCUGCAUCACCCUGCCUGGUAACCAGACCCAGGAUGUCAUUUUCCAGAUGAACAGGGUGAAGUGCUGGCAGGUCACUUUCCUUGGGACUCUGCUGGAUUUGGAUGGGCCCCAGAGAACUCUCAACCAGAACUUAGAGCUCAGAUUUCAGUACAGCGAGGAGAGUCGCUGGCAGUGGUUUGUUAUUUACACCAAACAGGCUUUUUUGCUGAGUAGCUGCUUGAAAAAGAUGAUCUCAGAAAAGAUGGUAAAGCUAGCUGCUGAGAAUCCAGAAAUGAUUGAAGUUCCGGAACAAGGCAAAAGUAACAAAUACCACAUUCAUCAAAGCCAGCAGAAAGACUAUUCUAGCUUUCUACCAAGAACAAGCAAGAGUAAGAUAGCUAAAGACGACUGUGUUUUUGGAACCAUAAAGGAAGAAGAUCUUUGAAGAAAAAAAGUCUGAUAUUUUAAAAUGUCCUCUCAUGCUAUUUCAAGAUGGUGAAAGAACUUGGGGGUUGAGGUGGGCUUCCUAUCGUCAAUGGAAGAAAUUUGACCUCUUCCCAUCCUCUCUCUUCCAUUUUUUAGGCAUCAAAAUAGCCUGUAUUCAUCAAGUAUACUCCAGCAGCCCGUGUAAAUAUCAAGAUUAGAAAGCAACAGGAACCAAAGUUAGAGUUUUUUUAAUAGCUUGUGAACGGCAAGUUUGAAUCAACUAAUAUGAAACUCAUUCUAUUUUCCCCUACAAAAUAGACAUUGACAUGGCUUCAUGAAGUCUUUUGUAUGUUCUGAAAUUACAUGAAUGAAAGGCUCAUUAAAAAUAUUACAAAUACACUGGGGGUCAAGUUCUAAAGACAUGACUCCUCAGCUGAGGAAAAUACGGCUUUAAGAAGUAGAAUCGCAGAAAAAGAAACAAGGGUUUCUCUGAUCCAUCUGCACAGGAUUAGAGCAAGAAGGUGAUGAAAUACUGAUUUGUUUCCUUACAUGAUCCUGAGCCUACCAAUAUGGAGGGACUCAGGAUAAGAGGCUGCCAGCUCUGUGUUCCCCUGUUGUUGUCAUUGGACUCUGUCCUUAGGGUCCUGAAUUCAGUUCAAUAACUAACAUACUAUUUUGGAUAUUUUUAUUUUGGAAAGCAAUAAGGCCCUGCACUUCAUAUCAGAUACUUUAUAUGUCUCUUGGCUUUAAAAACAUGUAUACUUUCUCAUUAGAUAUUUUUCCUAUCCAGUUUCAGUUAUCUCAUGGUAAUUAAUGUAAUUAUGUAGAGAAUUAAGACCACAAUAAGCAAGAGGGAUAGAGGAAUCUAUACAAUGUAAUAUUCUAAUGUAUUAGAAAUGUAAUAUUCUAAUGUUCUUUUCUAACUGGGUUAUGUUAUUAAUUAUAUAAUAAAUAUGAAAUAUAUUCUAGUGAAUGUAGAAUUUACUGACAAAAAUUCUAUGAGUGAUCUUUUUAAAAUAUAGAAUCUACUAAGACCCUAUAAUAUUUAUCAAUCAAUGCCUAUAGCUAUAUCUUCAAGUACCUUAAAGUUUUUAUAUUUUAGACUCUAGUAGAAUAUUUUUGCAGAGGAAAUCACAAAGAUCCCAGAUCAUCCAUAGUGAGUAUAUAGAUGGAUUAGGAUCAUCUUCAGAUUUAAAUGGAAACUAUUUUGCCAAUUGAAGAAUAGCCUUAUUUAAGAAUAGGGUUUAUCUUUUUUUAAUAGCAAACACCUACACAAUGUAAAGGGCUGCAUAGACACUAGGAAUACAAAAAUAAUGCGUAUUUGGGGUAAGAAGAUGCAUACAUUAAAUUGAACCAUCUGUGACUGCUAUCUUUGUAGGUUAAAAAUAGUUUAAUGUGGUUAUUUUUAUAUGUUUCAACUUGAUAUGCAGGAGUGAGCAAUCCCAGAGAACAUGUAGUUGGUGUCAAAGUGUAGUGUAGACCUCUGUGUCAAAGGAAGUUGGGGGCCCUCAGGAAAGCCCUGAGGGAAAGAGGGACUUUGAAGAAAGAGUAGAGCUAGGCAGGGACAAAGGUGGGGGGACCCUAGAGAAACGGCAGGAUGGCCGAAUAAGUGUGGUGUUUAGGAAACAAUGAGCAACCCUGAUCUGUGCUAGCAAAGUUUUAAGGUUAAGGGAGUAGUUAGGCGAUAAGAAAAGAGGUGAAAAGGAUCAGGUUAUAUGCAUAUACUAAUGCAGUAGUCCCCAAAUAUGUACAGAAG
Messenger RNA from Microcebus murinus (gray mouse lemur), 4453 nucleotides. The record is from RefSeq and is a predicted model, not a curated record. NCBI's taxonomy places the organism in Eukaryota, Metazoa, Chordata, Mammalia, Primates, Cheirogaleidae.